AUCCAUCUGGUAAUUGAGCUCAACAAAUAUGACAACUAUCUUCGGCUCUUCAAACGCAAUGUUUCUGAACAUUGAAGCCAACAAAGAAAAUAUUCCACCCGGUACUGAAUUCAAAAAGGAAUCCUUCGUGUUACCAGAGCCACGUGUAAAUCGAACAACAGAUCCAGAUCAUGAAAAUUUGCUUCCAUCUCCUGUUCCAAGACCAUCUCCAGCCAUGUCACAACUCUCCGAUGCUUCAUUUCUUUCACAAGACGGAGGAGCGGUCAACACAAGUGCCGACGAGGCAGAUGACGAUCUAGAAGUGACAUCAAGAAAAGAAAAGAGUUUGGGAUUGCUCUGUCAAAGAUUUCUGAUUGCUAUCAAUGAAGAGACAGUCGGCUCAUCAACAAGAGAGGUCCAUCUGGAGACCGUUGCAAGGAAAAUGAAUGUUGAAAAACGACGAAUCUACGAUAUUGUCAAUGUAAUGGAAGCGCUCGACGCCAUGCAGAAAACUAACAAAUCAUACUAUCAAUGGCAAGGAUUAGAGUCUCUUCCAAAGCUCAUGUUUGAUUUGCAGAACGAAGCAGUUGAAGAAGGUCUUCCAGAGCGUGUGCUUCGAGUGGAACAAGCAAUGUGCUCUUUCACUGAGUUGUCAUCACCACGUGGCAAACAGGGCUUCAAGGAUAUUGUCGGCUCUUUUGUUUCAUGUACUUCAACACCGACCACUCCAAGUACUUCAUUCGAUUCAGUGACCGUAAAGAUGGAGCCGGCUGGAUUACUAGAAAAACGAUCGAGAGUUGACACUCGUGACAGACAGGGAAGAAACUCGUUGGCUCAGCUGUGCAGACGGUUUUUGAUGGUUCUUUUGAGCAACCCGAAGAAUAUCCGAAAAGUGAGCCUCGAUGUAGCUAGCACAGUUCUCAUCAAGGAUCCGGAAACAGAAGGUUUUGAACCACCAAGCAGAAGUCGAUGCAGACGCUUAUAUGACAUUGCCAAUGUCCUGGUUGCUCUUGGGCUCAUUAAAAAGGUUCAUUACCUUUUUGGAACAAAGAAAAUCCCGCUUUUCGUUUACUGUGGUCCUGAACCUGAUCAAACCGGAAGCUUCGAUGUUUUCCAAUCAGUUGAACGCCUUCUGAGUAGUUCACAAAAUGUUCCACAAACUCCAAUUAUAAAAGCACAGACUGACAAAAUUGUGCAACAAAUCGCCGGAUUCGGGAAGAGAACGCUCUCAGAACAAAAUUUAACAAAACCAAGCGGGAAUACUCCAAAAAUCGCAAAAAUCAAGUCAGCAGCUGUCAGAUCAUCACCAAUGUAUAUGGAAAAUAAUUUGUUUAUGUUCGCAGAGGUGGUUACUGCUGAGGCUGCAGCUGAGAAAAUGAGAUAUGAUGCUUUUGCUCAACUUUCAAGAACUAUUUUGGGAUCAGUAGCAUCAAUUAAUUCAUUAAAUGCACCACUUACAUCUUCACAGCAUCCAAUGACAUCCAGGCUUCCACCUCUUCCAAUGGCUCCUCUUCAACUUCCCAAGCUUCCAGAGAUUCCAAAGCCACAGGCUCAAAAGCAGUUUACAUUCCCAGCAACGUCUAGGCCUCGAUUCAAUUUCCCUGACUAUACACCUGUGCAAUCGACAAUACGCCCACUCGUAUCUCAGAUGACAUUUCCACAAGAAUCUUCGCAACUUCACAAUUUAGACGUCAAGCCAAAACAUUUGAUGUCCAACAUUCUUGGCGAAUCGAAGAAAUUUAAGAAUAAUCAGAAUACGUUCGAGCACACGACAUCUUCCGCAUUCCAGGUGGUUAAGAAAGGAGAGACACGACCAAAAAAAGUCUUCGGAGAGAUUCAAAACCUACAGUAACUUCAAUCCAUCUUCAACAUUUCUCCAUUUCUCAUUUCCCAUUUUCUCAUGUAUAGCUAGUCCCAUUUCUCAAUCUCUUUUUUCAUGUAUCAUUUUCUCUCGGUUUCAGACUCACCACCAUUCUCAACUUUUGAAUUCAAUUACUUUCGAAACUUAAUCAUUUUCUCAGAAUUAUCAUGUAGAUCUUUCAAUCUUAAAAAAAUAUUUUUCUGCAUCUUCUACACUACCCUCUGUCCAUUUUCUUUCACUGUUCCUCUUGGUAUCUCUCUACGAUUGUUUCCCUCAAAUUGCGAGUCCUCCAUUUCAAUUUCUUGUAAUUUAUCAUUAAAUGACUAUAAAUUUUUUAACAACGU
Caenorhabditis elegans is the source of this 2184-nucleotide messenger RNA. It is a transcript of the gene efl-3, whose product is annotated as Transcription factor efl-3. Gene Ontology annotation, molecular function: RNA polymerase II cis-regulatory region sequence-specific DNA binding. NCBI's taxonomy places the organism in Eukaryota, Metazoa, Nematoda, Chromadorea, Rhabditida, Rhabditidae. The transcript has 8 exons. The record is from RefSeq and is marked reviewed. The coding region runs from base 29 to 1831 and encodes 600 amino acids. Gene Ontology annotation, cellular component: transcription regulator complex; nucleus. Gene Ontology annotation, biological process: regulation of DNA-templated transcription; regulation of transcription by RNA polymerase II.